Molecule: messenger RNA, 1054 nt
Organism: Xenia sp. Carnegie-2017
Lineage: Eukaryota; Metazoa; Cnidaria; Anthozoa; Malacalcyonacea; Xeniidae
Product: aminoacyl tRNA synthase complex-interacting multifunctional protein 1-like
Exons: 9
Coding region: 90-1007 (305 amino acids)
Molecular function (GO): tRNA binding
Source: RefSeq, a predicted model, not a curated record
GAUGAAAGUAGUACUGUUUAUCAAGGUUAUUGUCAAUGGUUGUUCUGUUAUUGAAAUUUUUGUCGAUUGCAUCUUGUUGAGUUUUAAAAAUGCCUGUUUCAGACAAGAUUUUGAAUACUCUUCGUUUAAAUGCGAAGCAAGCUGAGGCUACUAUCGCUUUACUACGAAAACAGCUUUCUGCGUUGGAAAACGAAGCCAAUAGCGACAGAAUUGAAUCAUCUUACGUGAAACAAAAAGAGAAGUUGCAAGCAGAAAAUCAAGAAUUGAGAAAAAAGGCGAAACAACUGAAGCUUGAACUAGAAAAGGUUCAACGUCAAAAUGGAAUAAAGAUUUUCACCUUACCACAUGAUAAACAAGAGGAUGCAACAGUUGAAGAGGAUGGUAGUAAAAGAACAUUGACUGAAGUAGAACCACCUGUUGUUGAAGAGAAACCAGUUGCAAAGGAGAAAAAACCAUCCAAGAAGGAAAAACCUGCCAAACCCAAAACUUCAUCAAGUACGACUGAAGAAAAUGUUGAUGUCUCUCGGCUUGAUCUUCGAGUAGGAAAGAUUGUCAAAGUACAAAAACACCCUGAUGCGGACACACUCUACUUAGAAGAAAUUGAUGUUGGAGAGGAGAAACCAAGAACUGUUGUUUCUGGCCUUGUGAAACAUAUUCCCAUAGAGAAAAUGCAGGAUCGUAUGGUGAUGGUACUUUGCAAUCUUAAACCAGCCAAGAUGAGAGGUAUACUCUCGCAUGCAAUGGUAAUGUGCGCAUCUUCACCAGAACUGUGUGAAUUAUUGGAUCCACCUUCAACAUCUGUACCUGGGGAUAAAGUGAUCUGUGAGGGAUACUUGGGGACUCCUGAUGAACAACUAAAUCCUAAGAAGAAGAUAUUUGAAAAGAUCCAACCUGACUUACACACUGACGAAGAAGGAAUAGCAAAAUAUAAAGGAUCUCCGUUCCUUGUUGUAGGAAAAGAAGGAUAUUUUUUCUCACAAACGAUGAAAAACUCUAGCAUAAAGUAGAAACAGAAUAAUGUUUGUCGCUCGUUUCAAAAAAGUUAAACAUUUAA